AAGGAAUAAUCCAUUUGGCUCAAGGCUAAUGUUUUGACCCUGUAAUUUUGACUUCCUGUCUAAUGUGAUACCUCUCACUAGCAGAUGAGAUUUGUCUUUCAAAGCUUUACACUUACACUGAAUUAAAAAUCACUCCACUGCUCCUAAUUUGGGGGUCUUUGAAGGUGUGAAGAGCAUGCGUGUUUAAUUAUAAUUGUGUAGUUACUAAACUGACUAUACAUUCAUAAUGUCGCUGCAUAGAGGAGCCACAACGCAAGGCCGUAAGAAGGUUCAGGUGUCGUUUGUGAUACGAGAUGAGGUGGAGCGCUGCCAUAGGUCUGGGGUCAAUGCCCUGCAGUUUGACCCCUACCUCCAGAGACUGUACUCGGCCGGCCGAGAUUCUAUCAUCCGAAUUUGGAAUACCAGGGCCAAUAAGCCUGUGCGAGUGCCAAGUGGGCGUUCCUCUGGCGACUACGACAACGAUCGCUGGCGGGCCGCUCCGGCCUUCUCACAGCCCUACAUGACCAUCAGAGGCAAGGAAAGUUGAAGAGUACGGAAAGGCUGACUUUGAGGAGAUUGUGAAAACACAUUUCAAGAUGGUGUAUGUGCCCAACUGGUUCUCGGUGGAUCUCAAGACAGGGUUACUCACCAUCCACCUGGAUGAGUCGGACUGUUUUGCCGCGUGGAUGUCCACCAGAGACUUGGGGCUCGAACUCUUGCCAGACGCGCCCGAGACCAAAAGUUCUAGACCCCAACAUGGACCUGCGCACCGUCCGACACUUCAUCUGGAAACAGACAGGGGACCUGACUCUGCACUACCGCCCGCUGUCCAAGAAGGAUUACCCCUCUUUCUCCAAAUACUCGGCUAUGACCUCGGGGGAUACCUGAGGGAAAGACACGUGCGUGUGUGUGGGGAGGAGAUGGGGGGGUCAAAUGUGAUGGACGGACAAGACUGGAUGUGUGCACGCGUGUCGGUGUAUCGUCAGUGUGACGUGUAGUGAUGAUGUUCGUCCGUGGCAGGCAAAGAUGACCUUGACCUCACAUGACCGCGGGGUGGGGUGUGUGUGCGGAGGUAGCUGAUCGGGCCAGUCUUGGCGCAGGAAAUGAUGUUUGGGGCUGAGCUAGGCAGGAAGGUGAGGCUCUCUGGUUUCCCAGCUCACGUCUCCCUUCUUUGUCUGUGGUGGGCUCGGUGAGAUCUCACCUGGCCAUCUCGCCUGAUGUGUCUGUGCGAUAUCACCUGGCCAUAUCACCUGAUGUGUCUGUGCGAUAUCACCUGGCCAUCUCACCUGAUGUGUCUGUGCGAUAUCACCUGGCCAUCUCACCUGAUGUGUCUGUGCGAUAUCACCUGGCCAUCUCACCUGGCCAUAUCACCUGAUGUGUCUGUGCGAUCUCUCCUGGCCAUCUCACCUGAUGUGUCUGUGCGAUAUCACCUGG
Molecule: messenger RNA, 1413 nt
Organism: Aplysia californica (California sea hare)
Lineage: Eukaryota; Metazoa; Mollusca; Gastropoda; Aplysiida; Aplysiidae
Product: WD repeat-containing protein 48
Biological process (GO): protein deubiquitination; double-strand break repair via homologous recombination
Molecular function (GO): ubiquitin binding
Source: RefSeq, a predicted model, not a curated record